Messenger RNA from Heterotrigona itama, 534 nucleotides. NCBI's taxonomy places the organism in Eukaryota, Metazoa, Arthropoda, Insecta, Hymenoptera, Apidae. The record is from the annotation of a GenBank genome assembly.
AACCGACGAACGCACGUCAGAUAUACACAAAGAUUGGCAACGUUUAACAAAACUAAGCAGUACUGGAAGAGAAGCGGCACUCCACUUAACUCGUCCCUGAUACAAUUACAUUUACAAACGAGACAUUUCGCCAAAAAGAAGUCGACGCCGACGUCGCCAAUUGACGUGCGCAUAAGGGUGGAGGAGAAUUUCGGACUUAGAAAUUUAGUACAUAGAGGUAAAUGGGGUAUCAUGUUCAGUCUAAGGCUUAAGGACUUUUGUUUGGCGUGGGAGGCUAGCUGCGUGCACUGGCCGCUCCGCUGGGCCCCACCUGACCCCCUUCAACAACAGACGGGGCCAGACAACCUGACCCCAUUCAAUAAAGCCAGCUUUUCGUUUUCGUUUUCAUUUUCGAUCUCUCGUGCAUCACGUGGAUUUCGUCGUCCCGUUCGCAGCAGAGCGAGAGCCGCGGCGAAAUUCAGCCAGUCCUUAAUGAAGCUCCUUUCCGCGGACGACGUUGUGGAAUUAAUUAGGGAGCCGCUCUGGCCCAUUUAA